AAUCUGUACAAAAGAGCAAUCAAUAGGUUCAAAAAGUUAUCUGCAUUACUCAGAUAUACUUUCGUCGGCAAGCAGAGAAUAUCUACGGAGCGGCAGUAUUCGCAGCAUAUCUAUGUUAAUAGUGGUUAGGAAUAACCUGAAAUAAUCCGAAAGCAUACAUUCGGACGGAAAACACUUGUCGCAAACAGCCAUGGGAUUUCUGACAGAAAAGAUAAUACUGAUUUGCUGCGUUUUACUAGUCAACUUAGACUACAUGCUUUUCGAGGAUCCAGGUUUUAUUUUUGCAGAUGAAGUUUGUGCUGAUAACGAUGGUUGUAUUAAGCAACUGGCAUGUAUCGAAGGAAUAUGUCUGAAUCCGUGUCCUGGUCCCUGCUACGGAAAUACGAUCUGCGAGGUACUCGAACAUGUACCGUCCUGUAGCUGCAAGCCUGGCUUCUCUGGCAACCCUCACACUGGCUGUGAAGAGAAAGUCCCCGUUAAUCAAUGUAAUAAUAACACUCCUUGUGAUAAUCUACUGGCAUGUAUCGAUGGAAAAUGUCAGGACCCAUGUCCUGGUCCCUGCCAGGGCAAUACAACCUGCGAGGUCCGGGACCAUGUACCGCACUGUGUCUGCAAGCCUGGCUUCUCUGGCAACCCUGUCACUGGCUGUCAAGGACAAGGUGUUGCAGUUGCAGAUGAAGCUUGUGCUGAUAACCAUGGAUGCAUUAAGGAACUGGCAUGUAUCGCUGGAAAAUGUCAGAAUCCGUGUCCUGGUCCCUGCUACGGAAAUACAUUCUGCGUGGUCCUCGAACAUGUACCGUUCUGUAGCUGCAACCCUGGCUUCUCUGGCAACCCUUACACUGGCUGUGAAGAGAAAGUUAAUCAGUGUAAUAAUAACAAUUAUUGUGAUGAUCUACUGGCAUGUAUCGAUGGAAAAUGUCAGGACCCAUGUCCUGGUCCCUGCCACGGAAAUACGAUCUGCGAAGUCCACGACCAUGUACCGUACUGUGUCUGCAAGCCUGGCUUCUCUGGCAACCCUUUCACUGGCUGUCAAGAGCAAGUCCCCGUUAAUCAAUGUAAUAAUAACAAUUAUUGUGAUACUCUACUGGUAUGUAUUGAUGGAAAAUGUCAGGACCCAUGUCCUGGUCCCUGCCACGGAAAUACGAUCUGCGAAGUCCACGACCAUGUACCGUACUGUGCCUGCAAGCCUGGCUUCUCUGGCAACCCUUUCACUGGCUGUCAAGAGCAAGUCCCCGUUAAUCAAUGUAAUAAUAACAGUCCUUGUGAUAAUCUACUGGCAUGUAUCGAUGGAAAAUGUCAGGACCCAUGUCCUGGUCCCUGCCAGGGCAAUACAACCUGCGAGGUCCGGGACCAUGUACCGUACUGUGACUGCAAGCCUGGCUUCUCUGGCAACCCUUUUACUGGCUGUCAAGGACAAGGGUCAGUUGAUCAGUGUAAUAACAACAAUAACUGUGACAAACUGAUGGCAUGUGUCAACGGAAAAUGUAAGGACCCAUGUUCUGGUCUUUGCAGCGACAAUGCUACCUGCGAGGUCCACGAUCAUGUACCGUACUGUACCUGCAUGCCUGGGUUCUCUGGCAACCCCAUCAUUGGCUGUAAAGAUAAAGCACGUUAUUCUCAUAGGUGUUUAAUAACAGGCAGCAGACCUCCGGGCAAAAAGGUCUACAAAGUGGAGAGGUUCAUCAAGGUUAACUUUUAUGCCGCAUUUUCUCACUGCAUAACCCACGGUGGAAGAUUGGCUACUGUCGGAACUAAAGAUGAAAAUGCACUGAUCAAAGAAGAGAUUAGAAAAACAGGGAUACGCAAUUACGAAUUCUGGACAUCCGGGACUAACUUAGGGGGAGACUGGCUCUGGAUGUCUUCUGGAGAAGUACUGCCAGAGUUCAGCGAUUGGAAUAUUCUAGAGCCUAACAACCUGGGAGGAAACGAGCACUGCUUGGAGUUUUAUGAGAAGAAUAACAACGGGUACAUGUGGAAUGACAAAAGCUGCGAUCAGGAGGUUUACCCAAUAUGCGAAUAUUUUGAAUAAAACUACUGUGUUACUAUAUCUUUUUCACACAUUUAAUAAAAACGAAGACUAUAGUUAUAAUUCAGAAAUAAACGUUCCUACAUCAUA
Messenger RNA from Homalodisca vitripennis (glassy-winged sharpshooter), 2116 nucleotides. RefSeq names its product fibropellin-1-like. The transcript is spliced from 12 exons. The record is from RefSeq and is a predicted model, not a curated record. NCBI's taxonomy places the organism in Eukaryota, Metazoa, Arthropoda, Insecta, Hemiptera, Cicadellidae. Bases 191 to 2029 code for a protein of 612 amino acids.